AUGCCGGACAAACAGACGGAACAACCCGCUCAGCCUGCUGCGCCAACGCUGGAAACUACCAACCAUUCAAAUAAGCAUGGCGAACUUAAAUCAACAUCGCCAUUACCUGACGUAGCACCUACUGUUGGUGGUGCCGGUGUGGUAUAUGAGGACAGUGAAAAGGCAGAUGCAGCUGCUGCGUCUUUUAAACAUCAUCCAAGUGAACUUCCAGACCCGGAGAAAGACUUUCAUGAAAAUGCGUCCGCGGGAAUCGGUGCACCCAUAAAUCACGAUGGGGAGAAAGGGGGAGUUGUAGAAGGAACAGAAGAAUCAAACGGAGAAGAAGAUGACGAGAACCAUUAUAUAUCUGGUGUGCCACUGGCACUCUUGACUUUUGGUCUUUGCAUGGCUACGUUUACUGUGGCGCUGGAUAAUACUAUCAUCGCCACUGCUAUUCCCAAAAUAACUUCAGUCUUCAACUCUCUGGAAGAUGUUGGAUGGUAUGGAUCCUCUUACUUGCUCACAACAACCGCCCUCCAACCAUCAUUUGGACGUAUAUAUACCUAUUUUGACGUCAAAUGGACUUAUCUCUUCGCUCUUAUCCUCUUUGAGGUUGGAUCUAUCAUCUGUGCCGCUGCAAGAAAUUCAGUCAUGCUAAUUAUAGGGAGAGCGGUUGCCGGUGCAGGAGCUUCAGCUUUAUUUUCUGGCGGCAUGACAAUAGUUGGGUUCAGUGUGCCUUUGAUUAAGAGACCAUUGUAUAUUGCUAUGUUAUCAUCGAUGUUUGGCAUUUCUAGUGUCGUUGGUCCCCUUCUUGGUGGUGCUUUAACUGACAAAGCUUCAUGGCGAUGGUGUUUUUGGAUAAAUCUUCCAUUUGGCGGAAUUGCUAUUGGUGCCGUAGCAUUAUUCUUUAAACCUCCCCCAAGAAAAAUAUCCGGCAUGACCGUCAAGCAAAGAAUUCUGGAAAUCGAUCUCGUUGGAGCUACUUUCCUCAUGGGGGCGAUCAUCAGUCUAUUGUUAGCCUUGCAAUGGGGUGGUUCAAAGUAUCCCUGGAGCAAUUCGAAAGUCUGGGGCUGUUUACUCGGAUUCGGUCUUUUGAUCAUUGUAUUCAUUGCCCAACAAUUUCGUCGCGGUGAACGAGCUACCAUUCCACCCAGAAUUUUCAGCCAGCGAACUGUUCUUAGUGCUUGCCUAUUCUCUUGUUUUAUGUCAAUGGGUCUUUACACACAUAUCUAUUACCUUCCCUUCUACUUUCAAGCUGUCAAGGGUACCUCCGCAGAAGCUUCCGGUAUUCGCACGAUUCCAUACCUCGGUUCAGUUAUCGUCUCAUCUAUUUUUGCGGGCGCUGGUAUCACUGUCCUUGGCUUCUACAAACCUUUCAUGAUUUUUGCCGGUGCAGUCUUCACGGUCGGCGCCGGACUCAUGUACACGCUUCAAGUAGGCUCCAGUGUUGGAAAAUGGGUAGGCUACCAAUUAAUCUGCGGGCUCGGCGCAGGCAUGGGAGUACAAAUCCCAUUCAUCGCAGUUCAAGUUGUUCUCAACGCAAAAGACAUGCCCAGUGGAAACGCCAUCGCUAUUUUCUUCAAUUCUCUCGGCGGAGCCAUCUCUAUUUCCAUUGCACAAAAUGUGUUUAGCAACGGACUCGUCAAAUAUGUACCUCAAUACGCACCUGAAGUUGAUCCAGCCGUCAUCUACGCUGCUGGUGCAACACAUCUUCGCGAGGUCAUUAGUCCUGCUGAUCUGGUGGGUGUAUUAGUCGCAUAUUGUAAAGCGUUGGAUCAAUCAUUUGUUUUAGCAAUUGCGGUUGGUGCUAUUGCGACGAUUUGUGCAUGUUUUGUGGAAUGGAAGAGUGUCAAAGGUAAGAAGAUUGAGCAUGGAGCCGGUGCAGCUUAG
Botrytis sinoallii is the source of this 1869-nucleotide messenger RNA. RefSeq lists its product as uncharacterized. Gene Ontology annotation, biological process: transmembrane transport. The record is from RefSeq and is a predicted model, not a curated record. The transcript is spliced from 5 exons. Gene Ontology annotation, molecular function: transmembrane transporter activity. Lineage: Eukaryota; Fungi; Ascomycota; Leotiomycetes; Helotiales; Sclerotiniaceae. Bases 1 to 1869 code for a protein of 622 amino acids.